Messenger RNA from Scheffersomyces coipomensis, 873 nucleotides. RefSeq lists its product as uncharacterized. Lineage: Eukaryota; Fungi; Ascomycota; Pichiomycetes; Serinales; Debaryomycetaceae. Bases 113 to 769 code for a protein of 218 amino acids. The record is from RefSeq and is a predicted model, not a curated record. Gene Ontology annotation, biological process: mitochondrial respiratory chain complex IV assembly. Gene Ontology annotation, cellular component: mitochondrial inner membrane. The transcript has a single exon.
UUUCAUAGCGAAAUUUGAUCACAGUGGAAAAAACUGAACAGAAUCUGAUGAUUAUAAUAUAUGGACUGAUUGAAAGUAAAAGAUAUAUUACUAUAAAUUAUUUGAAUCAAAGAUGAUGGUUACACGAGGUGUUGGGAUCAGACAAUUGAAUCAAACUGUGCUUACUAGAUUUGCAGGUGCGAUUUCUCCUCGUUUCAUCAAAUUCAACAGUACCUCCACCAGCACUACAACCAAUGCAACCACCACUUCAACCAACAACAAUAGCAAUAUUAUCAAUACUAGAUUAGGGAAACGAGUAAUCUCAGUGGAAAAGGAUUUACCUGAUCCAUUCAUUGGUAAGAAACAAAAUCGUAUUUAUUUCGUGGUAUAUGGUAUUGGUGUGAUUGUAUCAUGUGUUAUUAUUUUUAAUUAUGAAAAGACCGGUUCACCAAUCUUAACAUCUACCCUUUAUUAUUUAAGAAGAUCACCUAAAGCCAAACAAAUUCUUGGAGAAGAUAUUAAUUAUGCUUAUAAUUGGCCAUGGAUUAGUGGACCUUUGAAUGUGGUUCAAGGAGAUAUUAAUAUUUCAUUUGAUAUUAAAGGAAAUAAAAAGGUAAAUGAAGAAGGUAAAGAUGAUUUCCAGUAUGGGGUUAUUAAAUUAAGAGCUACAAGAGCAUCUAAAUUAGAACCAUUUAAAAUUCAUGAUUUUAAAUUAGUGGUUAAAGAUGAAUAUGGGAAUUCAUCAGAAUAUGAUUUAAGUAAUGAUGAUGGAUUAGAAUUUGGGUUUUAAACAACUUAAUUCAAGAUUAGUCAAUUUUGUAAAUACGAGAGAUAUUAAAAAUAACAAUGUAAAUAUUAUAGAUAAAAUCAAAUCAAAUAUAAGUAUAAUGAUUG